This is a messenger RNA of Prorocentrum cordatum, 324 nucleotides long. NCBI's taxonomy places the organism in Eukaryota, Dinophyceae, Prorocentrales, Prorocentraceae. The record is from the annotation of a GenBank genome assembly.
AUGGUCCUGCCGCUCCUGCUCGCGGCCUGCCCCGGACUGCGGUUGCUGAGCUUGGAGCUGCACCUCACCAAGCGGCCCUUCAGGCGCCACCUCGCGCCCGCCCUGGCGGAGGUGCUCGAGCUCUUCGGCUUCAGGCCCCUGGACGGGCGGCGCCCGGAGCUGCAGGACGUUGCGGAGCUCACGCACUGGGUCCGGGAGCCCAGCGCCCCGCGGCUGGAUGAGGCCCUGCUGCCCCCUGUCCUGGCGCUGUGGCGCCACACGCUCGCCGGCUGCACCGAGCGUCUGCAGGGGCGCGGCGACAGGGAGCGGGCGCCGACCGGCGAG